AUGCUUUCCAUCAAAGGCAAGGACAGAGAAAAUAUUCAAGAUGGUGGAAGAGAUAAGAUGAAUAGGAAAGUGAUAGUUUUCAGUGCAAGUUAUAAUGGUAUCUACUAUGAAAAUACUCAAACAAUUAACGGAAAUAUUAAAAUGUUUCGAUCGAAGGAGCUUGAACGUUCCGUCAUGCCGUUAAUUAUCAUUAAUUCAAUUGUUUGUACCGGUCUAUUCGAAUAUUUCGUUGAUCGAACAAUCCGUACGAUUGGUUUUGCUUAUGCCAUUUGUUGUUUUUGUUUCUAUAAUUUCUUAUUUUUUACGUUGAGAAAUAUAGUUGGUAAUUUUAUGUUAUGUCACGGAACAGAAUUGAUGAAAAUAAUUACCUUAUUGCAAUUGUUUUAUAAUCCUUUUAUCUAUAACAUAAUAAUUUUAAGCGGUUUUACGAGAGGACAGAAUACAAAAUUGUUCAUAGAACAAAUAGAAUCCUGUACACGAGGAAUGGAUGAACUGAACAUUUCGGAAAAUUACUCUUCAUUUUUUCGAUAUCUAUGUAUCGCAGAUGUAUUGUUAAUUUUUAUAAUAUCAAGUUUAUGUGCGGCCGAAGCAAGUCAAGGUUUAAAUUUAUUACAAAAUAAUUUAGCAAUUACUAAACUAUAUCAAAUGACCAUAAGUAGAUAUAUAAAAAGUAAAUUUGGUGAAUUAAAUGCUGUACUUCAAAGUAUGGUGACAACAACUAUCGAUUCUCCACAACAUAAAAGAGUUCUUCGAAUGGAGGACAAUUGGGAAGAUGAUUCUUCGUUAUCUACUGUUUAUCGAAUGUACAAAAUGAAUGAAAACCUUGUAAAAUUAAAAAGAAUCAAACAAAUUUAUUUGGAAUUGAUAAAAUGUGCCAGAAUCAUAAAUGAGGCUUAUGGGUUACAAAUUUUAGUAUCCACAUUUUCAUACAUCGUAUUUAUAACGACUGUGUUAUACCAUCUAUACGUUAUCUCAAUGACAAACAAUUAUGACAAUUGGAUAAAUCAGUUAUAUGUGCAUUUAUUUUGGAUCUUUUGUUUUAGCGUCAUGAUUUUCGCGAAAACUAAUAUAUGUGAAACAACGAUUACAGAAAUUCGUGAUUUUAUGUUUCAAUUAAUCCACAAUCAUUUAAAUUUUACCGCUUGCGGAUUUUACGAUCUAAAUCAUACAUUUAUAUACGGCAUGGUUGGUUCGAUUACUACCUACCUUGUUAUACUUAUUCAAGUUGGAGGUGAACCUAAAGUAUUCUAUAAUAUUACGACUUAUAAUUCAACGUUGACGAAAUAA
Vespa velutina is the source of this 1287-nucleotide messenger RNA. RefSeq lists its product as uncharacterized. Gene Ontology annotation, cellular component: axon; membrane; neuronal cell body. The record is from RefSeq and is a predicted model, not a curated record. NCBI's taxonomy places the organism in Eukaryota, Metazoa, Arthropoda, Insecta, Hymenoptera, Vespidae. The transcript is spliced from 7 exons. The coding region runs from base 1 to 1287 and encodes 428 amino acids. Gene Ontology annotation, biological process: sensory perception of taste.